AUGUGGAAUUCCACGUUCUGUUGGCAACAUGCUGACAUCGAACAGUCCGGGCCUCUUAGAUUUCGUGGGCCUGAUCAUCCUCUUUCUUACCGCCCUCUGGUGGAGGCUUUGCAAGUUCUGCUGAGCCGCGCUCCUGAAAUGUUACUUUGAACCUUCCGACAUCAUUUACUCCCAAAUAUGGAACUUCUCGCUUCAAUCAUACCUCACUUUCAUGACCAGGUCCUGCCGAUGGUUCCUUUUCCUGGUUUACCUGUUCUUGACUUCCUUUGGCCACAGGAGUUCCCGGUUCACUUUUCUGAACUGCCUGCUCUUGAUUUCCUUUAUCCACAGGAGUUUUUGGUUCACUCUUUUUCUAGAAAAAAUUCGUUUGUAAGGUUUAUGACGGUCCAAGAGCAGCAUCUCACCAAAAUCAACUUUCAAUUAAGGAACCGACCUUUGGAGUCUUCUUCUUCAAAUCUUCUGCAUCCCCGCUUUUGCUCUGAAACACGAGGAUUGGAAAUUUUUUCUGGAACAGCUCAAUUUUUGCGUUUCUUAGUAUUUGUUUGUUGUUCGCCUGCACUGCGGUCGCGUCGCGGCGGUUUUCUCUGGCGCGACGGAAACGCACGCGUCGGAACUACACAAUUCACAACUAUGGCCAUGUUAUUUGAUAGUCUAAUUCUUUUACACUCUUAG
Messenger RNA from Haemonchus placei, 672 nucleotides. Lineage: Eukaryota; Metazoa; Nematoda; Chromadorea; Rhabditida; Trichostrongylidae. The record is from the annotation of a GenBank genome assembly.